This is a messenger RNA of Psilocybe cubensis, 855 nucleotides long. RefSeq lists its product as uncharacterized. Bases 1 to 855 code for a protein of 284 amino acids. The record is from RefSeq and is a predicted model, not a curated record. NCBI's taxonomy places the organism in Eukaryota, Fungi, Basidiomycota, Agaricomycetes, Agaricales, Agrocybaceae. The transcript has 6 exons.
AUGGAUUCAUUGCCCUCCAGAGUUUGGUUGGUCACAGGAACUUCUUCCGGUUUCGGGAAACACUUCGUGCUUGCCGCACUCGCUCGCGGAGAUCGUGUUAUUGCCGCUGCGAGGUCCUUAAAGAAGCUGGAGGCAUUUACCUCAACAAUCAAUGCCAAAGAUCUGAAGCGCCUUCGCACCCUACAGCUCGACCUGACUGAUGGACCAGAAGAAAUAGAAAGGAAAAUUGGGCACGCCUUUACCUUUUGGAAUCAAAUUGACGUCCUAGUCAAUAACGCAGGUAGCUUCACGGGAGGUAUGAUGGAAGAAGGAGGGAGUAAAUUAUUGCGCCGACAGUUUGAUACCAAUGUUUUUGGUACUUUGGACGUGACGACGGCUACACUUCCAUACCUCAGACAGAGCAAAGAUGCCUGCGUGGUUACGAUUGGGAGCCGAUCAGCAUGGAAAGCUGAACUUCCUCUGCUAUUCGAGGCAACCAUCACGGAAUCUUUCAUGUCAGAGCUAGCGCAAUUCAACAUAAAGGUCCUGCUCGUCGAGCCAGGUUCAUUUAGAACAGAAGGGAUUCAAAAUCAAGUUUUUUCUGUCGACAAUCCGAUACCCAUUUACGAUGAUUUGCGGAAACAGACUAAAGCCAGACUUCAAUCUGUCGGACCCGGAGGCAUGAUAUCGGGGGAUCCUCGCAAAGGAGUUGAUAUCAUUAUGGAUGUUGUUACUAAUGGGGGAGUUGCUAAGGGUCGAGCAUGGCCUGGGUAUCUCGUUUUAGGCAACGACGCAGACUAUGAUGUGAGGAAGAAGUGUGAAAAGGUCUUAACUGCACUUGACGAUUGGUCUGACGCUGUAAAAGCAGUAUAUUGA